GCAGUUUUUGAGCAAACCCCACCCACGCCUCUUAAUCCUCCUCUAAACCCACAGUGAACGGCCCAAAUCCCAGUGCAGUGCGGCUGUGCGGGCGGUCGGCGAGUGGCGCACGCCGGCCGACGGCCGACGGUGCUAAUUCCAGGUGGAGGUAGUGGUGGUGGGAGCACCUCGGCCAUUCAAGCGAUUCAAUUCUAUGAAGAUGAGUGCCUUGGUGCCAUUGGCGGAACAAUGCAGAGAUGUACCAGUAAAUCCAGUGACUGCCCCUGGAAAUGAAAUAUAUCCUAUUUCUCAGCAUGUUUGCCCACCACAGUUCCAUUAUCUGCAAGUAUGCGGCAAUCAUGUUAAUCUGCUUUCUACUAACCCUGUGUCAUGUGGUCCAAGACAGCUUCGUGCCAUUCCUGCUGGAGACAUUCUGGAGGGUGUUGUUUUACCUAUUACCAGAUUUGAUGCUGGAAAAGAUAUCAGUGGUUUUCAAACAUAUAAUGCAUAUGACAAUUCAAGAUUUUCAGCCAAUCCUCUUCUGAAUCGGUUGAACAACUCAUCUAUUCCCGAUAUUGGUACUUCCAGAGUUAACCGAAUUGCGCCUGCACCCACUAGCAUCAAUACUGAAACUGCAAGGGAUUUCUCAAAGGCUUGUUGCCCUAUUGAAAGUGAUGAUCCUUCUGAGAGUAUGGUAAUUCCAAUGGGUUAUACUUCAAUACAACAAAAGCCAGAUGAUGAUAGUGAUAAUUCUGCUGAGCCAAAUUUGAAGGUCAUGGUCUCUUCAAGAGAAGCCAGAGCUCAAGCUGCUGCAAGUAGAAGGCUCCACAGAGCCAGAGUUGCUGAAGGAAUCAAAGCAUUGCAAAAUUGCGUACCAUCUUCUGGCAAGGGCAAUAGAGAAUCUGCACUGGAUGAUAUCAUUGACUAUAUCAAGUUUUUGAAACUUCAGCUUAAGGCACUGUGUCAGAGUCGGCUAAGUGGUGAAGCUACACUUUAUCCUUUUGUUCACCUUGAGGGGUAUGGACACUACUUGCUCCAUCAACAGAUGUGUGGUGAGCCGCUUGAAGAAAUGAUGGGGCAACUGAUGGCAUCGAACAUGAAUUCACCAAAUGAGCUGUUUGAGAGCAAGGGGUUGGCAAUCUUGCCCAUGACUCUGGCAUAUGCCCUUCUUCGUACCAGCUGAAGGCAGCUCUUUGAAGCCAAUGGUGGUCGAAUUUUGCAUAUUAACAUGUUUUAUUGACCAGCUAUUGUCUGAAUUUUACUUCAGAAAUCCAUGCGAGGGAUGAGAUCUCUGAUUCAGAAUCACAUCUGAUUGCAUAGAAAUUUUGUUAAUUGGGAAGUUUGAGGCAUUUGGUUUAUCUUUUUGGCACAGGUGAUUUCCAGAUUCUUAAGCAUUUACAUUGCUCAAAAAUCUAGAGCAUUUAUGUGUGGUGCAGUAAAGAACCGAAGCUAAACUAUGUUCGUGGCUCAUCAUAAAAAAAUUGCCACAGAUCUCUAUCUCCAUUUUGUUCUCGUGCAAAAGAAAAUCAUGUGAUGUGAUGAUUUUGACUAUAAACUUGAUAGAUUUCCCUUGAGCAGAA
Molecule: messenger RNA, 1559 nt
Organism: Phoenix dactylifera (date palm)
Lineage: Eukaryota; Viridiplantae; Streptophyta; Magnoliopsida; Arecales; Arecaceae
Biological process (GO): regulation of transcription by RNA polymerase II
Cellular component (GO): nucleus
Molecular function (GO): DNA-binding transcription factor activity, RNA polymerase II-specific; RNA polymerase II cis-regulatory region sequence-specific DNA binding; protein dimerization activity
Source: RefSeq, a predicted model, not a curated record